Messenger RNA from Neodiprion fabricii, 3498 nucleotides. RefSeq lists its product as uncharacterized. The record is from RefSeq and is a predicted model, not a curated record. Bases 725 to 2863 code for a protein of 712 amino acids. Lineage: Eukaryota; Metazoa; Arthropoda; Insecta; Hymenoptera; Diprionidae. The transcript has 7 exons.
UGGGGCUCUGUAGGCCGGCUAUUGAAUUGGUCACUCGGUUACUCGGUCGUAAAUUUUAAUCGGUCGAUUAAUUCGCCUAAUCGCGAUAUCGAUCGCGAUACUUGCUUCGUUUCUUUUUUUUUUUUAAAGAAGAGAAAAAAAAAAGAAAAAAAAAAGGAAAAGGCUCUUAAUCGUCAAAUUUUUAACGGUGAUCGUACUCGAACAGACGACCUGUUCGUCGUUUGGUUUCUUUUUUUUUUUUUUUCUCUCUCUUUCCGUUAGUUCGCGUGGGUUUGACGAAGAGACAGUGAUUAGUUUUAUUUAUAGCGUCGCUCGUGCUUUUAAAAAAAUAACACAGAUAAGAUAACUAGAGAAAAAACGUUUCGACGCUUCUUAAAGGAAAAAGAAGUUCUCAGUGUUGCAGGUUUGACGGUAUAAUUAAUCUGCAGUGAAAAAUAACGACUUGUAUAUUUUUUAUAUAUAUAUAUAUAACUUAAUUAAUAGCGUCAAAAGUGCAGACGUCUUAAAAAAAAAAAAGAAAAAAAAAAGUGAUUCAAGUGGUGAUUCAACUUUGUGGUUCACGAUUAUAUUCUUUUGGUUAUAUGCUGUAUUGUAACGAAAAAUUAACGGAGGAUCCUGUGUCUGAUAAACCACGUGGUCCAUUAUAGAUCAAUUCGGCUCGAUCACAUCGCGGACGAAUGAGCUGCUCGUGAUUUACCGGAUCCGCAGACGAGUGUGAAGAACGAUGACAAUAGGAAGAAUGAAGCAACGGGUGGCCGUGGCUCUGGCCGCUGUUUGGUUAGCUUCGAUUGUCGGGGCGUCGGUUCCUUCGGGAGAAACAACCACCUUUUCCAACCCCCGCUCUUCUGGCCCCUCGCCCGAUCAAUACACCCCGUCACACCGUAACCCCCGCAGCUACCUAGAGGACGAGGAAUACCGCCAGGACUGGAUGAACGAUGAACCGCCAAGGAUAAGAGUCCCGGAUCGCGGGGAGAAAUUUACCCCCGUCAAAGAUUUACGGAGGCCAGGAGGAUCGUCGCCCGAAUCGGACGGCAGAUACGGAAUCAUGGAGCGAAGAUUAUUCGAAAUCUUUGGAAACUCCGAGGAACGGAAUCCAUCCAAAUUGGAAGACAUCGAAAAAGACGAUGAAUUGGACAACGCGGAAGCGAUGCGACUGUCGAGUAUCAAGGUGGCGUUUGACGAGCCGAUAGUUUCGGACGAAUCGGAGGAAGAUUGGGAAGGCGAAGAGCUGGAAGACGAGACCAUGCAUCGGGAUGAUUUCCUGGCCGACGAUCCGUUCGAGGAUGAGGGUCCAGGUUCGGUUGAGGUGUACAAGCUGGACUUGUCCAGAGAGAGGCCAUCGCUUGGCGUCCAGACACAACCGCGAAAGACGAACGUGAGGUACAAGAGUAAAGUGCCAAAAAAGGUUGGAGCUUAUGACCAGAUGAUUUUUAAAACGAAAUCCAGCGAAGCGUCGGAGUCGAAGAGCACAAACCACGUUUCAAAAUCGGCAAAACUUGACGAGUUUUCGGCAUCGUCGAGGUCAUUGAAGGACAGAAUCUUCGGGGUUGGAGGCGUUCCGGAGCUCCAAGUUGGCUGCGAGGGUACCGAAGUAUCUCAACGACAGAAGAGGUCGGAUAUCGAGGAUACGAAUAAGCCGGUAAUGCCCACUGUUCCGCUGUUAAUCGAACCGGACUAUGACUCCGACGAGUACCUGGACCUGACAAACGACGCCGGAAAAGUUGCGUACCUUCAAAAACUAGCCACGAGCGGAUAUUCGGGACGAGGUGACAUGGACCCAAGGAUUAAAUCUCCGGGAGAAUUGGAGGCUAAGAGGUUACUGAGAAAAGACAAUUUUCCAACGCGCGGUGACUUGGGAACAUCGGCGAAUCCGAACGUUACGGAGAUGCUGGGAUCGAGGACGUAUCCACACCGGCGUCAGGUGUCAUUUGUGGAGGAAGAAAAGUUUGAAACGAAGACGAGAAGCAAGCGAAGUGAGCCCUGGGGUUACAGUGAGGAGGAAAAACCUUUGGGAUAUAAGAAAAAACACCGUCAUAACAAGCAGUGGUGCAAACGUAACAAAAACGAUCCAAGAUGCAAAUGGGGAAGGAAUAAGGGAAAAAUAGUAGGCAGGAUCAUCCGCAAAAACGGCAAGCCCAACGAUAAGACACCAAGAAAAUUUCGAGGGAAAAAUGGCAAUUUAUUGCGGAAACUGGAUAUGAAAGGACGACGAAGAACGUUCGAAAACAUCACGGAUCGCAGGAGGCAACAUUCCUUGCAGCUACAGCAUGAUCAACCCGAUGAGUCGCCAAAGGAUGACGUGAAUCAAAAAUAUCUGGAAAAGUUCAUAAAACAAAUGACUCCCAAAGUACGGCCCGAUAUCAACAACCUGUCGAAUGGAGAAGGCAAGGAUAACAGCCCGCGUGAGAUACGCUUGCCUGACAAGACCAUCGGGAAGUUAGAACCAGGCAAAGGCAAACCAGUUCCCGUGGAAACAGAUCUGGUGAGACUAUCAUACUGGAAGACACUGCCAACGAAAGCCGUUAUCAAGAUUUUCGAUGAAAAGAAAAGUGUAAAUCGAACGGAAACUCCACCAGUUAUAGCCAACCGGUACAAUCCAAAGGACUUCAGGGGUUUAGAGCCGGCAGAGAGUGGCCCAUCAGUUCCAGGCUUUCCGGUACCAAAUCAAAGUUCUGACCUAAUACCAGGGCCACCCGGUUGCGCACUGGCGAUAACAAAUUGCUGCGGCAAGAAACGAUUGACUAAUUGUUUAGAGGGCUACGACUGUAUCGGCGCUCAUUGGGACUAUGAAUUAUGUAGCGCCGAAAGAAAAUCGGCUGCAUUGGCCGAGAUUAAUACUUACUACCAGAAUCUGAAGUCUUAGCCAACUGCGUAGAAUCAAACUUCGAUUCUAAUUUCAUAUUUUCAAAAUUUUCCCGCCGUUUUCUGGUACAGUAAAUGUAUAUUAAAUAUUUUCAUCGCUCGUGAGAUCUGAAUAUAAUCGAUAUCGAAAUGAAGUUUCACGGUGAAAAAAAAUUUUAGAAUUAGGUGGACAACUUACAGCGGCACCGAUUGUGAUAAGCAAAAUUACAAUUAACAGUCUCUUCUCGGAUAUGAAUCGUCACGAUAUUUCAAUAUCCGUAUAAGAUAAAAGAGUUGAAGCAAAAAAAAAAUUAUUACUAAAUAAACGUAUUCAUAAAUUACAAAUUUUUAUUUAUUUUUUUUUCUUCAUCAUAUAUAAAUUAAUCUUUGCAACGUUUGAAUUUUGUACGCAAUAGUUUCUCUUGCAUUGAAACGAAAAAUAGAACAAUCUUCUUUAAAUCAGAGUUUCAAGUUUUUCAACUACCGGUAACUUACCCUUAAUAAUAUUAACCUUAAGAAAUAUAAACAAUCUGAUCGUAUUACGCAAAUUUUGGUAAGUCCAUCCUGUCGAAAAAAAGAGAGAAAAAAAAAGAUAAGAAUCUAAACUAACGAUUGGAAAUGAUCGAGCUCGUACCAUGACUUUUUUUUCCAACUUCC